Messenger RNA from Pseudomassariella vexata, 623 nucleotides. Its product is annotated as N-acetyltransferase GCN5. The record is from RefSeq and is a predicted model, not a curated record. The coding region runs from base 30 to 452 and encodes 140 amino acids. Gene Ontology annotation, molecular function: acyltransferase activity, transferring groups other than amino-acyl groups. The transcript has a single exon. Lineage: Eukaryota; Fungi; Ascomycota; Sordariomycetes; Amphisphaeriales; Pseudomassariaceae.
CGCGUACUACAAGUUCCCCUUAAGUCAAAAUGUCACAACAACCCUUUAUACGGCCCAUUUUACCGGCAGACACUCACGCUCUCCGUCACGCGGUCCUGUGGCCAGACAAACCCAUAUCUUACGUGCAACUGGCCGAGGACGAAGACGGGCAGCACUUCGGCGCCUUCAUAGAAGAUGAGCUGGUGAGCGUCAUCUCAAUGUUCAUCGACGAUGCAGGCGAAGCGAGGUUCCGUAAAUUUGCCACGGCAACUUCUUGGCAGGGGAAGGGGAUCGGGUCGAAGCUGCUGGAUUACACAAUUGCGGCGGCUGCGAAGACGGGCACAGCGAGUAUAUGGUGUGAUGCGAGGACGAGCGCGUUGCCGUUUUAUUUGCGGUUUGGAAUGGAGGUUGAGGGCGAGGUUUUUCAUAAGGGCGGUGUGCCGUAUUUAAAGUUGAGUCGGACACUACCGUGAGGGGCUGGGUGGUGAGGCGAUAUGUAGAUGUAUGUAACCGGGGGUAUAAGUUGUCACGAGUGUAGAUGAAGGGCCGGAUUGAUCAGUCCUUCCAGAAGUCUCAACCAUUUGGGAGGUUAUCUGUGUGACAUGUGGGUGACAAACUCUAUUACGUGCACCCAGAAGCUCGCC